Puntigrus tetrazona (Sumatra barb) is the source of this 3992-nucleotide messenger RNA. It is a transcript of the gene epn1b, whose product is annotated as epsin 1b. The transcript has 10 exons. NCBI's taxonomy places the organism in Eukaryota, Metazoa, Chordata, Actinopteri, Cypriniformes, Cyprinidae. Gene Ontology annotation, biological process: endocytosis. Gene Ontology annotation, cellular component: plasma membrane; clathrin vesicle coat; endosome. Gene Ontology annotation, molecular function: phospholipid binding; clathrin binding. The coding region runs from base 258 to 1763 and encodes 501 amino acids. The record is from RefSeq and is a predicted model, not a curated record.
ACCUCCCAUCUCAUGAAUAUUUAUUAGGAGGCUUGGGCCGUGUUCGUUUUUUGACAGGUAGCCGUAAACGGAAGCGGAAAUUUCCGCUAGGCUCUGGAAAAGCCUCCCGUCGUCUCUCCCGUUCAUUCUCCCAAAAGGCCAUAAAGGUACUAUAGGGAAAAGCUCAUGGACUGAAGUGCCUGUCAGCGAUUUGAGAAACUCAGUCAACAGCCAUUCCUACAUCCUUUAUUUAGCAGGUCUAGGACAAAACCGGCAUCAUGACUCACUCAAUGCUGCGACGACAAUUGAAAAAUCUUGUUCAGAAUUUCUCCGAGGCAGAGGUCAAGGUUCGAGAAGCGACUUCUAAUGACCCCUGGGGGCCGUCGAGCUCCCAGAUGUCCGACAUCUCGGAUCUAACCUAUAAUGUGGUGGCCUGUAACGAGAUUUUGGCCAUGCUCUGGAAGCGUCUCGGUGAUGACAAGAACUGGAGGCACGUGUACAAGUCUUUAACUCUUCUUGAAUAUCUGUUGAAAACGGGCUCAGACCGUAUCCCCCAGCAAAGUGUGGAGAAUAUGCACAUUAUCAAACCCUUGGCAGAAUACCGCUUCACAGACAAAGAUGGAAAGGACCAGGGGGUGAAUGUGAGAGAAAAGGCUAAGAUAGUGUUGGUGCUGAUCGAGGAUGAGGAAAAGAGGAAAGAGGAGAGAGAUUUUGCCAUGAAGACAAAAGACAAGCUGACAAAGGCUCCCAAUGCAUCCUCUGCUACAGGGCCAGAAAAAGAAAAGCCAGAGAUCCCGCCGUAUACAGGGUUACCCUCCCUAGACAACAUCCCAUCGGUGGCUGACCUGACCGCUGCUAUGGCCAAGAAGAAGGAGGAGCAGAAACGUCUGGAGGCCGAGAGAAAAGAGGCAGAGAGACGGGCUAAGGAGGGUGACACAGAGCCAGAUCUUUGGGAAAAAGCAGCGACAGCAGCGCCUACGUCCAGUUCAGACCCCUGGGGCGCCCCAUCUGACGCAUCCAACGAUUCGGCCUCAGCUACCAACGACCCGUGGGGGGCACCGUCUGAUGAGGCGAAGGAAUCCAAUGAUCCUUGGGGUGGAUCUGCUGAUGGGACAAACGGAUCCGCACCUGCAUCCAAUGAUCCAUGGGGAGAAUCUGGCAGUGCCAAGAACGAUUCCCCGCCUGAUCCUUGGGGAGGAUCUAUGGAUGCGGAGAAAAGCUCUCCACCUGCUGCCGGUGACCCAUGGGGCGACACUGCUGGAUUUUCAGAAGAUAAAUCCCCGUCGACAAAUGACCCGUGGGGGGCCCCAGCUGAAAUGGCUAAAGACUCUGAUGCGGCAACAUCGGAUCCUUGGGGUGCACCUGCCGAUAGUGUGCAGGAAUCGGCACCUGUGACCUCUGACCCCUGGGGGGCGCCGCUAGAAGCGUCAGCAGCUACGUCUGAUCCAUUUGGUGAUGGUUCAAAAGCAGAUAAUGACCCUUGGGGCACAGCAGCAUCUUCACCACCUACUGCAAAUGACCCCUGGGGUGCUCCAUCAGCUCCAACUGAUGCUGUGACAACUGAUGACCCUUUCGGUGAUGGAGGCAAAUCAGAUCCUUGGGGUUCCUCUGAGAAUGGUGACGCUGCUACGAAAUCUGCCGAUGAGACCAAAAAGUCGGCGUCGUUCCUUGGAGAUGGUGCUUCUUUGGUGGACUUGGACUCUCUUAUGUCAGUCAAGCCCAAACCUAAACAGCCCCCCCUCAAUGCCAUCCCCACCCAAAAAGCCCCGGGUAAGGAGGGCUGAGAGAGAAAGAGAGAGACAAUGACAAUAAGAGCAACUGAGAAAGAGAGAGACUGUAUAGUAUCUGUUUAUUUUUGAGUGUUUGUGACUCAGUGUUUUCAUAGUCAUGUGGAACAUAACCUGUACGUAGUCGAUGUAGAUGCCAUCUCACCCUUCUUUAUCCCUGCUUCUAUAUGCUAUCCACUUCCCUUCUCCCUUCCUCCCCGUCACCCUUCAUCCCUUUUUGUUGGCACUUUCAACUGUCAUCCUUCCCAGGACUUUUGCCAGCCGCAGGUAUGACCUGGCCAUUGGGCGGCAACGUGUCCAAUGCGAGUGGUUCAACAGGACAGCCUUCGAACCCAAAUUAUUUUGCUUUUAACUCCAUGCCACCCUGUUCCAGUGGCCCGUCCCCUCUAAACACAGCCUUUGGGGUGCCUGCCGCCCGUAUGGCAUCUCCAACCCAAAACACGAGCCAUUCAGCUUUUACAAUGUCCAGCAUGGGAUUUUCCAUGGCUAACCCUAGAAUGGUACGACCCGGCACUGCAGGCACUCUUAUUGGUGAGUUAUCUCCUAUGUCACUCGCAGGAACGGUUACCCAACAAGCUCCAGUUCUUCAGCGCCCUCCAUUGGUUUGGAGCACUGGCACUGGGGCGGCUGGGAAAGGCAAUAGCAUUUUUUGAGUUCUCCAUUCAGCAUCCAUUAAUUCAAAGCCUUCUCCUUUCCCCAUCCCCUUCAUCAAUCCUAGUUGAUUAUGUGUGUGUGUGUAUAAGUGUGUGCAAAUAUUUAAAUAUUAAUGAGCAACAAUAUACUGUUAAGUAUAUAAAACAAUAUACUUUAUGUUUUGGGGGAAAAAAGCAUGCUUACCCGGCCUUUCCGAUAUGAUGGACUGAGAAAUCGAAGCAGAUGAUGUUUUAAAAUUCAGAAAGGUGUCGUUCUUAAAGGCUUUAGAUAAACUGGAGCAGAUUUUGGAUAUACACUGCUGUUCAAAAGAACGGGUCAGUGUUAUUUAUGUACUAUACUGUAGUUCAGCAAGGAUCCAUUUAAUUGAUUAAGUGACAGUAAAAACUUUUACAUCGAUACAUACGAUUCCAUAUAUAAUAAAUAUUGAUAAAAUACAUGCUGUUGUGUUCAUUAAAGACUUUUUUUCACAAAAAUAUUAAGCAGCACAGCUUUUUUUUAAUAGAGACUUUUAAUUAAGACUUAAUUAAAUAAAUGCAGCCUUGCUGAUCAUAAAAAUGUGAAAAUAUCAGCAGUAGUGUAUAUUUUUUUUGAUAACAUACCUGAAUGAACAUCUAGCAUUAAAGAGUGAACAAUCAGAUGUCUAUUCCCAAACUCAUCUGAGUAACCAAGGAAGCCGGCAAAUAAGAGACACACUUUGGCAUUUAAUUUGUUUAACCUACAUUGAAUAUAUUUGUUUUUGUUGUUGAUGUUGUUUUAUUUGCUUUCUAUUGCAUCACUGUAAAAGUUUCCUUAAGCAUUUUUCUCAACGCACAGAAUUAUGCAUUUUGGAAAAUCGAAAUGUGGCUUGUAGUGAAUAAUACGAAAAAAGACAUUCCAGUCAUAAACAUUUUAAAUGCAUUAGUUAGUUAUGUUAUAUGAAGAGGUAUGGGAUGUAUAAAAAAUGUAAGGGUCCUGAUACUUGACGACCACAUUGCUUUUUACUUACAUGCAUAUUUAUUAAUUGAUUGGUUUGUAUUAUUGAUUGUUUUUACAUGUUUGAAUAUGUUGUUUGGCUUGGAAUGGAUCUGUUUUGUGGACAAUUCGGCUGAAGUCAGCAAGUGGCGAUCAUGCACAAUGUUUGUCGUCAAUUGUUUACUGCAGUAAAUUAAAAAUAAGAGAAGAUUGGUGAAGAGACGUUUGCUGAUCUAAAGGUGAAAAUGGUUUAUUAAGAUGCAUCUUCAUCAGACAUUUAUUUUUAUUAGUGUAGUUUUUAUUUAUUUAUUUAUUUAUUUGUGUAUCUAUUUUUAUUUCUGUCCUGACAGAAUUUAUGUAAUUCUGUCAGAAUUACUAUACCGCUAUUCUGUCAAUGAAGAAGGUAUGGGAAGAUAAGCAAAAUCAACAUAAUUAGAAUCAAAAAUGUAUGAGGAAAGCGUACUUUUCAAUAUUAACCCCAAUUAUAGCUUCAGUUACAGUUUUAUUUUUUAUUACGAAUACAUAUAUUUAUUUAUUUAUUUAGUCAGCUAUGGUAAACCUGUGGUGUUACCUGUGAAAGUGCACAAUUCAAGAAUAAAGUGACAAGAUCAUUGAAAAGUG